This is a messenger RNA of Erythranthe guttata (spotted monkey flower), 939 nucleotides long. RefSeq names its product ribonucleoside-diphosphate reductase subunit beta. NCBI's taxonomy places the organism in Eukaryota, Viridiplantae, Streptophyta, Magnoliopsida, Lamiales, Phrymaceae. The record is from RefSeq and is a predicted model, not a curated record.
UACUGAAUCGGGACAUAAUUAAAUUAUUAUUUAAGCGAUGUUAUUAAUUUAUCGAGGUUCUACUGUAAUUGCUUAAAUUUAAGCGAUAAUACGGGGUGACUUUGCUAAUUAAUACUACUUCACAUGGGACAUUUUUAGCAAUUUACUAUUUUACAGGGGUACUAGUUGCAAUUAGAAAAUAUUUCAUAUUCAUCCCCAAAAAAUAUUUUCUGUGUUCACUGUUCUGCACUUGAUCGCCAAAUUCAGCUGAAGCCAACCCACCUGAGAAAAAAAAAAAAAAAAAAAAAAAAAGGGAUGUACGAUCAUAGAUUCCAGCGCACCGAUCAAUGGAAGCCGAUUUAUUCAUGGCUGGAAUCAAUCGACACAGACGAAGUUAUUAAAUCCAAAGACGUCGUUGAUUGGCUGACGGCGAACCCUGAAAUCAGAGACCACUUGUACACCCGCCAUUCCCGCUACCAUCUGAUGCACUACAUCAAGAAAUGCCAUGUUAAAAUCCUCAAGCGGAAGGAAAAACAAGGAUUGAUUGUUGCUAAAUUACCUCCUUCUAAGUCUGAUCAGAAUGCUGACGAAAAUUUUCCCGGUUCGCCUCACUUUAUUGGAAAUAAUAUCAGCAGUAUGCCUAAAGACAGUGAGCUGUAUAGAGCAAAACGCAGUGAGGCUCGUCGAAAAUACGAGAUUUUGGUAGAGUUCGAAAAACAGCUUAUACCGCUCUUUGGAAAACGGGACAACUGAUAUACAGAUGUGUGAUACAGAAGUGAUGUGUGUAUCUAUUUACAUACAGAAUUGGAAAACUAUGGGAGUUAGUUGUUGUCUGUAUGCUCAUGUUGUUUGUAGGCUUGUAGUUUUGUAUUUUGUAAUUUUCUUGAUUAGUUAUGUGACAUCAUCUUGUUAGUAAAUUAUAUUAUAUUUUUAAUUUAAAAGAAAGCUUUUAUAUAUUGA